UAAUGACAUGAUUGAAAGAGAAGUUUAGUUUGGCUUGAGUGAUCAAGAGGCGUACAUGUAUGUCUCAUCAAAAUGAACGGAUCAGUAGCUUUGGUUAUAAGUGCUUUGGUUACAUUAUCGAUGGGCGAUGUAACCCCACGCAGAGACGCUGAAUAUCCACCACCAGAAUUCUUGGAGGCAAUGAAACCUCUCCGUGAAAUUUGCAUCAAAAAGACUGGAGUUACUGAAGAGGCAAUCAUUGAAUUCAGCGAUGGCAAAGUUCACGAAGACGAAAACCUUAAAUGCUACAUGAAUUGUCUGUUCCAUGAGGCCAAGGUUGUCGACGAUACUGGGCAUGUUCACCUGGAAAAACUUCACGAUGCUUUACCGAACUCCAUGCAUGAUAUUGCCCUUCAUAUGGGAAAACGUUGUCUGUACCCAGAGGGAGAAAACCUUUGCGAAAAGGCAUUCUGGCUGCAUAAAUGCUGGAAAGAGUCCGACCCUAAGCAUUACUUCCUGAUCUAAAAAUAACGGAUACAGAAACAUAAAACUUAAAUUGAAACAGCACAUAGAACUGUGACUAACUAUUGAGAAAUCAAAUGAAAAUUUAGUGUGUGACUAACAAUAAAUAAAUAAAAUUAUGAAAUAAGCAAUCGAAAAAUAGAAUAAAACAUUUAAUAAUCAAUUCAAAUCUCAUAA
Messenger RNA from Aedes albopictus (Asian tiger mosquito), 678 nucleotides. Its product is annotated as general odorant-binding protein 83a. Gene Ontology annotation, molecular function: odorant binding. NCBI's taxonomy places the organism in Eukaryota, Metazoa, Arthropoda, Insecta, Diptera, Culicidae. The transcript is spliced from 4 exons. The coding region runs from base 73 to 504 and encodes 143 amino acids. Gene Ontology annotation, biological process: sensory perception of smell. The record is from RefSeq and is a predicted model, not a curated record.